This is a messenger RNA of Colletotrichum tamarilloi, 12291 nucleotides long. RefSeq names its product HECT-domain-containing protein. The transcript is spliced from 7 exons. Gene Ontology annotation, cellular component: cytoplasm. Gene Ontology annotation, biological process: protein polyubiquitination. Gene Ontology annotation, molecular function: ubiquitin protein ligase activity. NCBI's taxonomy places the organism in Eukaryota, Fungi, Ascomycota, Sordariomycetes, Glomerellales, Glomerellaceae. The record is from RefSeq and is a predicted model, not a curated record. The coding region runs from base 1 to 12291 and encodes 4096 amino acids.
AUGGGGAAGAUAACGAAGCAGAUGCAGCCCAAGCAUGCCGAGACUUUGUCUCCAUGGCUCAAGGACUUUGUCACAUCGGCAUGCUCCACACCCUUGCCUCUCCUUCCAAACCACCUCCACAAGUUCCCGACAAGAUGGCCCUACCCGAGAGGUGAUUUAUACCACUGGAUCCCUCUUCUCAACCGAUUCGACGACAUCUUGGACUGCUUCUGCACCACCUACAACCUGGAACAGGGCCCCCAGAACCGCGAUUUCGGCCGCGAUCUGCUCCUCAACCAAGGCGCCAAGACUGAACAAUAUGGCGACCAGACCUGGGACAAUGAUGGUCUUGUCAAGCUGGGCUACAAUGCAGAUGGAGAUAGGCAGCUGAUCGAGGCUGUCCUCAAGUUCACCCGUAUACUCCUGCAGCACUGCGGCAACCGAAGCAUCUACUCUAGUAGCAUGGUCCUGAACAAGCUGCUCAACACUACAGUUCUGUCGCUUCUUCUUGCAACUCUGCAGGUCAGCGCCGAGUUGGCCCAGCGCUACCAAGCUUCUGUCAAGAGAAUAGGAAGCGCCUCCCGCACAGUGAGCACUGCUCUGCUGAGCAAUCACUACCAGAUCGACCUCGACCGCGUGAACAGCGUCGCUCUGCCCUUCGCCAAGACUCCGAUCGUCAGUCUUUCAGACUCGCUGGCUACUGCUACGCCCACGUCGAGUGCCAAGGGCAAGGAAAAGCCUCAGGCCCCGAGCCAUAAAAACGCCGCAGCCAUGUUUGCCAACGACUUGGGGUCUAUUCUUACACCCGACAAUGGGCGCUGGAAUGGAUGGGGAGAUAUCAAGAUCACCUAUACCGUGGCGUCGAUCGCAAAGGACCACCCUGUCUCGACGGCUCAUGAUCGCAUUGGUUCCAACAUGCCCUCUACACCGACCCCUCUGAGGCGCAGCACGACAGCCGGCUCUCAGCAUAACACUCCAAGAUCCGCUCGUCAGGCCGGCGUUGACGAGGCUUCGCCAUUAAGUACACGAAGCCCCAUCGUCGCCAAUGACCAUACCAAGUCGAGUCAGCGAAUCUUCGAUUUGCCGCAAUCAGUCGUUGCCUCCACGCCCAUCUACGAGCUCCUUGCACGAUGUCCUGCGGAUAUGCCCGCCUCAGCCAAAUAUGAGAUUCUCAACCGUCUGAGAGUAGCCAAGGCUCUUCUUGGGGGUGCGGAGUCUCGACAGGAAGCGCUUGCCGUCCGUCUACUCGCCAUCACAAACCUGGCCUUCAUCCAUCCGGAGACGAUCUUCGUCGAGAAGGUUCUGCGUCAUGACAACGACGAAACACGACGCUAUCAGUUGGCUUAUCAACUGGCGGAACUAAUUCACCCGCCGGCCGAUGGUUCCAUUCAAGUACCGCUGUGGCUUCAGUCAAUUGUCUUGGGCCUCCUUGAGGUCAUCUCAAACUAUGCUGCAAGAUACCAAGAUGUUUUGUCGGCCCUGAAUGCGAAUGUCAACCACGGAAUUCUCUUAUACGUCAUCCGAAAGGCUGUCGCAGGGAUGAAGACCAGUGAACCCGACCGCGGUAUUCAUACCACGGAAGUCGACGAGUGGCGUACCAGUCUUUUCUCUUUGACGACUCACCUGGCCAUGUCUACUAGAAUAGGAGCUGAGAUGGUGACGGCCGGACUGAUGGAUAUUCUGGUGGAGAUUCUUAAAAUCAGGUCUGACGUCGCCCAGCGCAAUCAGUCCAUGAUUCUGGCUUUCCUCGACGGACUGAUUUGGACGUAUCAGAAUGCGUUCCAAUCGUUCUUCAGCGGAUCCGGUCUUGAUGCCAUCUCCGAACUCCUUGUCACAACGGUGGCCGAAGCAAAGCAACUUGUGCAAGCUGGACAGGGCAACACACCUGAACACUAUUGCCAGGUUGUUGACUAUGAGAUACCCUACAAUCAACAGCAGACCCUGAAAUGGGUUCUCAAGUUUGUCCAUCACAUGAUGACGAACUCUUACACCUAUGGCGGAAACACUGAUCGACUUCUCCGUAACCUUGUUGACAAAUCGGAGCUGUUGGCCAGCUUGCGAGACAUCAUGCAGAAUACUAAGCGCUAUGGAUCCGUCUUGUGGACGACUACUGUCACGGUGCUCAGCGACUUUAUCAACAAUGACCCUACAAGCUUCGCUGCCAUUUCUGAAUCUGGAAUCAUCGUCGCUUAUUUGGAAGCCAUCACUGGCCAUCCAGUUACCUCUCAGCCCACCAUCGCACCUUCGCAGGACGCUGAGGAGCAAACGGCAGACACCGCUGAUCCUGGUGACAACAAUGGUGAGAACAACACCGAUCGAGACAAUAGAGACCGCGACGAGGAUGACGAAGGCAGCCCUGAAUCCUCUAAUGCUUCCAUUCAAAUCGACGCUGAUACUCGGCCUCAUCCGCCUCCUGAGGAAGAAAUUGCCCAAUCACAUGAGCGUCGCCCUCUGGCUCAGGGCAUCUUGCCAACAUCCGACGCCAUCAAUGUUGUCCCACAAGUUCUCAACUCCAUUUGCUUGAAUAAUGCAGGAAUGAAGAUGGUGGCCUCCUCUCGCGCUCUUGAGUCGUUUCUCGAAAUCUUCGAGAGCCCUGCCCACGUCAAUACCAUGGAAACCGACCCUCAUCUCGCUAGCAAUGUGGGCGCCAGCUUUGACGAACUCGCCCGGCACCACCCUAACUUGAGGCGUCCGAUCUCGAAUGCUGUGAUCGACAUGGUUGCUAGGGUCAGAUCCUUCGGUAUUUACAAAGCCAAGACUGCUGGCUGGGGCGCGAAACUGUACAUCAGCGACGGUUCACAGAACCCUCCUUCAGCGGAUGAGAAGUACAAGGACCUGGUACUGCACCCUACCACUGAAUUCGGUACAGAAGGCAAAGGAAAGGGGAGGGGCGACAAUCUUGACGUCGAAAUGUCAGAUGCUACGGAAAUUACGGCGCAGAAGGGAGCUCUGGGUUCCGAUGAGCCGUCCACGUCUGCGACAGCUUACAACGACAUAACGCCCUACGUCUAUGCCUUGUCAAGCUUCCUCUCAGCUUACCUCAACAACAAUACGCUCAAGGCUUACUUCAUUACCCAUGGAGGGCUUGAGCUACUGCUAGACGUCGCAGAACUGCCCAGUUUGCCGCAUGACUUUUGCGACUCUCACGCAGCCCGAACCCUGCACCUGGUCAUUUCUCAGCUUGUCGAACAGUCUCCGGUUCUCGGCUUGCCCUCCCUACUCAGGCGCGCACAGGCUUCGGUCGAUACACUCAAACCUUUGGCUGAGUACAAGAAUGACUCUCCCUACUUUCACCCUUUCCUCGGCCUCGACGGCAGAAUGACCCUCGAUGAAGUACGCAGCCUUGACCCGUCGGUGCAAGAACGCAUUUUCAAUGGCAACAAAAUGGUCAAGGCACUACUUACUGCGCAGUCGCUGAUCAAGACACUGUAUGAAUGUUUCACCUCUUCGCCACGCUCCAACUCAGUUCAGCUGUAUCCCAUCAAUGUCUUUGACUACUAUCUCGAAUUAGUCAAAUCACUGGGGCCGCUUCUGAAGGCUGUGCUGGCAGAAGAGGGUGCUGGGCAUAACGUGCUUCCUCAACACUGGUGGGCUAAGCGGCCAGCUCCUGGGAGUGACGUUAUGGUUUCCAUCACCGGGGCCGCUGGAGUUCAGAGUGUUGGCGAGGGCGAAGGCGAGAACGAGGCGGCAUCAGCCCCGGCCGAGCCGUCGGAUUCUGCGCCUAGUGCUGCUGUGCCUGCUACAGCUCCUGGCACCCAGCUCAAGACACCAACAAAACAAGAACAAGCGACGUUCCGAUACAAAAACUACGAGACCCUUCGCAUCCUACUCCACUCAAUGGUUCCGUCGACCUUUCCCUUCUUCCAGCAACUUGGCAAAGCUCUCUUCCCAAGACGUGAACGCGAUGCUUAUUCACGUCCAAAGCACAUUGAUAUCGCCAGAGAAUUGUCAGGGACGAUCCUGGCGCAGCUGGCUCCUUCUGUUGACCCUGCUGAGCCUACAGGCAAGGAGUACCACUACUGGAUCAUCAUGCUUCACACAUUGACAGAGAUGUUGAUGGACAAUACUCGAGCAUCAGGGGAACGUUCAUCGGUCCAGGUCGUCAUCCCGGUGCUUGUUGCUUUCCUUGAUCAGGGUGGUUUCCAGGUUCUCACGACCAUGGUGCGUCGGUUUUCGGCCGAGAUCUGCAAAGACGCUGGAGACUCAGACGUAGGGGCCACUGCUAGCGCUCGUGUUGCCUCGUUCGGCCUCGGAAAGAUCUUCGAGUUCUUUGCUGCUCUUGUCAACGGUAAGAACAUUUCCGACUCGACCGCACAGUUUGGCCUCCUGCCUCGUUCAGCCGAGAGACGCCCAGACACGCCGAUAUCUCAUCAAAUUGUUGUUGAAGUGCGAAUGGCUGUUCUCCCGGUCAUCCGUGAGAUUUGGGAGUCAACACUGAUCGAGAAGUUGCGACCGGAGGCAGUAGCAAAGGUGAUUGAGAUCCUCAAGAUCAUAUCUGCGGGUGACCAAGAACCAUCUCGGAACACCCCGGCUGUCGAGCUGUUCAAGAAAUCGACAGUCUUGUUCAACUGGCAGGCCCAUACCCCUCUGAUCGGUCUGCUUGAAGAGGAUGGGGCAGACGUCGAGUUGGCCCGCGAAGCUGUCUUCAGAGCCAACUGGAAUCAACCUUCUGCAACGGAGUACUGCCGUUCUCACAAGGCUGGCAAGGCCGGUCAAAGGAACCCGGUCCCGCCCGAAGAUGCUUACAAUCCCGAACGCCCUGAGCCAACAAACCAGACCAGUCAGUCGGACAACACAGCGCCAGUACCUGCUGCACCCGCUGAUGUCGAUGCUAUGGCGGUUGACGUGGCGCCGGAAUUCGUCACUCCGGAGCUGGACCGUCUGCUCGGUGAUGCCGUACUGGGCGACCUGGGAAACAGAGCAUCUGAGUGGAAUGGCAACAGCGACGGACGUCCUGCUAUAGCUGGCGAAUCCCAAGCGAGGCCCGAUGCCUCCACGCCAGCAGCUACCACCGAAGAACAGGCCCGCGCUAGCACCGAAACUCAGACGACAAGCAAGGAGAAACUCGACGAAGAACGAUCAAAAUUGCGAGGCAAUCUCAUCGACAGGUCUCUCGACGUUGUCAGGGCUCAUCCCCACUCGGCCAUCGAGCUGUCUGAGCUAAUUAGUGCCAUGGUAUUCCGCCAGCCGAACGACGAUGCUCGGGAUGAGGUCGGUGCGACUCUGGCAAAUGCGUUGACCUCCUUGUCAUUCGACGACAGCGAAUCAAAGUCGAAUGGCACCAGCAUUGCUGCUUAUGCCCAUCUUCUGGCUCUGCUUAUGCAAGAGAAGAGUUUCUUCAAAUGCAACAUUGACACUCUGAGAGAGAAGGUGGACGAGUACAUAUCUUUCCUCGACUUGAAAGGGUCGUCGACUUCAAACAAAGAGCUCCCUCCCUGGAUUCCGUAUAUCCUGUUGAUCGUCGAGCUUCUGCUGUCAUACGAUGAGCAGCCUAUUGAAGCGCAAUGGAAACCUCCAAGCAAUGAUAGCGAGACGAUUGCGCCUGCUGUGCUUCCUCAACGCAACUUGAUUGUUUCUGCUGAACAGCGAAAUAGGCUUCUGGAUGUAAUUCUGGAGCUGCUUCCCGGCCUCGGGAAGGAGGAGACACUCGCAACCUCUGUACUUCGUGUCAUCGUCAUUUUGACACGUAAGCCCGCCAUGGCGCAAAAGGUUGGAGACAAGCACAACCUUGGGAGGCUGUUUGCCAUGGCCAAGCAGCUUGCGGGUGUUGGUUCAGCACGAUUGAAAGAAAGCAAAACGACUGGCAGCAUCAUGUCUAUCCUGAGACACAUUGUCGAAGACGAGGAGACACUGAAGCAAAUCAUGCGAGCUGAAAUUCGUAACCUAUUCGACAACCCUCAACGAACUCAGAGAAACCUGGAUCUCAGCACAUACCUGCGUAACAUGGCGCCUCUUGCUUUGCGGUCCCCGGAUCUAUUUGUUGAAAUUACCAAUGAGAUGACCAAGCUGUCUCGUUGGACUCCUGGGAGCGAGGGUAGCAGCCGUGCCCAACAAUUGGCACUCAAGGAGCCCGACUCUGGUUCCAAAAUCAAAGCCCACGAGGAAGAGGCGAGCGUCGAGCCCGCUGUGCAGGCCACGGAGGACUUGUCUAUCCAUGAUGUCAAGCAAUCCACAGAAACGGACGACAAGGAAAUGGCAGACGCGCCUAAGCAAGUAGCUGAGCUGAAACGGCCGGUGGUCGAGAAUCCCCACGGCAUCAUUUACUUCCUCCUGUGCGAGCUGCUCAAAUACAGAGAAGUGGAUGACAAUGAGCCUCCACAGGUCUCGAAGGACAUGGAGAAUAUUGCGCCAUCAGGAAGCGCUCCCACAGAAAGCGCUUCUAAAGAGGCAACGCCAGACAACCAGGAUGCAGCCGAUAACAAGGACAAGGAUAAAAAGUACACAAAGCCGGUUUUCAGGGCCGAGGAUCAUCCUCACUUCAUCUACCGGUGCUUCCUGCUCAACUGCCUCGCAGAGCUCCUCCAGAGUUACAAUCAGACCAAGGUGGAGUUCAUCAACUUCAAGCGUAGCAUCUCGUUGCAAACGAACACGCCCGUCAAGCCUCGAUCGAAUGUACUCAACUAUCUCAUCCACGACCUCUUGUGCCAAGGCAAUCUCAGCGACAAUGCAGACAGCAUUGUAUCAAAGAAGAAAGCCGCCACCUCUGCCCAAGCCCAACAAGUUCUCGUUGCGCUCGUAGCCAAGACAGGGGAAAAGGUUAUUGACAAGACACGAGAUCGCUUUGAAUACGACGACGAGCCCGAUCUGCUUUUUGUUCGGAAAUUUGUUUUGGACACUAUUCUCAAGGCAUACGAGCGCGCCGCCACACCCGAAGAGCCUGUUGACACUCGCUACCUGAAGAUGCAGUGUCUCGCCGAGCUGAUGAACCAUAUCAUUGGCGAGAAGGACAAGGAAACGACAUCUCAACGGGCACUUGACUCUCCCCAAGGACGAUCGCAAGCACAGUUACGCAGGAUGAUGUACGAAAAGGGCUACCUCGACAAGUUGACUUCCUCUAUCGCCGAAGUCGACCUGAGCCAUGCUGGCGUCAAGAGGGCCAUUAAGUAUGUCCUCAGAGUUCUGCGCGUUCUGACAGAUACCGCCAAAGAACUGAGCCGCUCCCAUGUCCUUCCCUCGACAUCUCUUCCCGAAAACGCCGAAGACGACAUCAUCUCGACAUCUUCAAUGUCUGACAUGGAUGACGAUCGCGAAGAAACGCCGGAUCUCUACCGUAACUCUACUCUUGGUAUGCUCGAGCCUCGUGGAAGCGAUGACGAGUCCGACGAUGAGGACGAGGACGACGACGAAGAGAUGUACGACGAUGACUAUGGCGACGAGCUUGAUUAUGGCGAAGAAGAAGUAUCGGAUGAUGGUGAAGAUGGCGUCAGUGACGAAGACGAAGAAUUGGGUGAGAUGGGUCACAUCGAGGGCCUUCAUGGGGAUCCUGGUGUCGUUGAGGUCAUCAUGGGAGACGAAGAUGAUGACAUGGAUGAGGAUGACGAUGACAGCGAGGAUGACGAAAUGGAUUCUGACGACAUGGAUGAGAUGGAAGAGCACCUCGACGUUGUGGAAGAGAUUGUCGACGAAGACGGCAACCCUCUCGAGGACGAUGGCGCCUCGGAUUGGGAGAGUGAAUCAGAGGAAGAAGAAGAGGAAGACGAUGAAGACAUUGAUUAUGAGGCGGAAGCCCAGGACCGCGAAGAGGCUCACGUUCAUGGCAUGGAGUCUGAGGACAUGAUCGAAAAUCUGGCCCGAGCAGUCAUGGACCCAGAAGACUACGACGGCGACGACAUGGAUGACCUUGGAGAUCACUACAUUGAUGAUGGUCGUGAUGAAGAUGACGAUGAAGACGAUGAUGAAGACAUGGAAGAAGACGAGCUCAUCUAUGACGAGGCCUACCCUCAUGACCACCAAUCCUCCAACCUCCCUUCUGCUCUCGGAUGGGAUACUUUGGUCGUCGAGCCAUUCGGAGGCCAGCCUCAACACGCUCAUCGCCAUCGUCAUGGACACCGUAGCCCAUUCCCCCCUGGUUUCAUGGUUGGCGGUGGCCGCGAUCCUCUGGGCGGUAUGGUCUCCUCCAUUGAUGCAGUCUAUCAGCAGAACGAACAGCUGACAGGCCCUGCAGAUUUCCGAAGCUACUUCUCUCCCCGCCACAGACCGAAUGCCGUGCCUAACAAUGCCGACGACGGGGUCAAUCCUCUUCUGCGCCGAAACGGCCAGGGCCGUGAAGCAUCACCCCGCCCUGCGCCGGGUUCUGGUAUGAUUGGCUUGCGCCUGCCUCCUGAAAUUUUUGGUCCGGGUGUACAGCAUUUGUCUAACAGCCCAAUCGCUAUCCUCAACGAUCUCGUCGCGUCUCUUCCGGUCAUGCGACACGGUCAAUCUGCCGUCCACUUGUCCAUUACUCAAAAUGGACGCGGCGAAGUCAGGGAGUACCAUGUUGCCCCUCGCGAAUCUCGGGCAGACAGCCGUCGUGAGACGACUUACCACGAGCCUCAACAGGCCGUCGCCUUUACCCCCGAAUCGACAUUCGAGCGUUACCAAGAAGAAGCUCGCAUGGUUUUCGGCGGGGCUCACUUCAUCGAGAAAGCACAGAAGCUUGUCAAUAUCCUUCUCUCCAAGCUGGUUCCUCCCGCAAUGGAGUAUGAGAAGAAGCUCAAGGCCGAAGAAGAGGAGCGACGUAAAGUGCGAGAAGAGGAGCGCAGAAAGUUUGAAGAGGAAGCUCGGAGGCUCUUGGAGGCCAAGGAAGCCAACGAAAAGGCAGCCCGUGAAAAGAAAGAAGCGGAAGAGCGCGAAGAACAAGAGCGUGCCGCUGCGGAGGCCGCUGCUGCUGCCGGAGAGCGUGAUUUGGCAUCAACCCAAGAAAGCCACACUGACAGUGCUGGCUCGCAAGCCAUGGAAGGGGUCGAAACACAAGAGCCGUCUGCGACCCUGGCCGAAGACACGGCAGACGACGCUAGUCGCGUCAUGACAACUAUCCGUGGAGAGGAAGUCGACGUCACUGAACUCGGUAUUGACCCUGAUUAUUUGGCGGCUCUACCAGAGGAAUUCAGAGAAGAAGUCAUCGCACAAACGGUCAGCACCAGGAGAUCUCAAGCUCGAGAGGAGGCUGCCACUGGCGAACAGGGUGAAGUCUUCCAAGAGUUCCUCGACGCUCUCCCGGAGGAUCUGCGACUAGAAAUCGUUCAACAAGAACGUCAGGAUGCGCGCCGGCGAGAGAGAGAUGAGCAGCGCCGCCAGGCGACAACCGCGGGCCAAGACCAGAUCGCAGUGGACAUGGACCCGGCAAGCAUCCUCUUGACAUUCCCUCCUGAAUUGCGACAGCAAGUUCUCAUGGAUCAAGGAGAGGACAUAAUGGACCACUUGCCUCCUGAAAUGGCCGCUCAGGCCCGUCUGCUUGCCCAGCAACACAGCGCUCACCCUGCUGUCACAGGCAGAAGCCCUCCUGUCGUUGCUCGACGACCAGGUGCUCCACCUGUCGAAUCGGGAGAAGCCAACGAGAACAAGGUACAGCGGCGGACAGUUGUGCAGAUGCUGGACAAGCCAGGAGUUGCUACUCUGCUUCGGCUCAUGUUCAUUUCCCAGAUCGGCUCCAUCCGCAACUACCUCUUCAGUGUUCUGGCCGAUGUCUGCGAAAACCGUCAAAAUCGCCUCGAAGUAAUCAGCACCAUUCUCUUGAUUCUACAAGAAGGAAGCACAGACAUGGAAGCUGUUGAGCGCAGCUUCAGCCAACUCUCUGUGAAGGCCAAGAAGUCUAAGGAUAAGGACGCAGACCCCAAGACCCCUCAGAACCUUAAGCGGACUCUGACGUCGCUGAGCGCUGCUGUGCAUCAGCAGUCCAACUCGGAGAUAUCACCACUCAUGGUCGUCCACCAGUGCUUGGAUCUGCUGCAAGAUCUCUCCACCAAGAACCCUCACAUCCCCAUGCUCUUCCUGACAGAGCAUGAGGCGGUUGGAUCUUCCCUCAAGCGUACACUCAGCCGCAAGGCCAAGGCCAAGGACUCCAAGGCCCACAAGUAUGCAAUCAACUCACUCCUCACUCUUCUCGACAGAGAUUUGGUGAUGGAGAGCUCGGUGGUUAUGGCCUACCUCGCCGAUUUACUGAAUAAGAUUACGGUACCAUUGGCUACGAUGGAGCGACGCCGUCGGGAAGCUCUAGAGAAGGCUGCUCGGGAGGCCAAGAAGAAGGCAGCGGAAAGUGCAGCGGAAGCCAAUCCCGCUUCGGCCUCAGCCGCUCAACCUGCUGAGAACGCAAUCCUCGAGACUGCCGCCGACGUGGAAGUCCAGGAGCCCAAGGGUGAAAGUGCCGAAAAUGCGAAGACCACCGACAAGUCGACAACCCAGAAAGCGCCUCGCCAAAUGCAGGUUCCGAUCAUUCCGCCGCACAAUCUUACUCUUGUGAUCAAGAUCUUUGUUGCUCGGGAAUGUAGCUCCAAGACGUUCCAAAACACCAUCUCAGCUAUCAAGAACUUGUCUGCUAUUCCAGGCGCCAAGGCAACAUUCGGACAGGAACUGGUCCGCCAAGCUCGUGUCUUGAGUGAGAACAUUGUCGCGGAUCUCGAUGAGCUGCUUCCUCAUAUUGAGAAGGCUACGUCGGGAACCGAGAUUCAAGGUGUUGCGCUUGCCAAGUUUUCUCCCGGUGCUUCUGAGCAGAACAAGCUCCUCCGUGUUCUCACGGCGCUCGACCACCUAUUCGACAACAAGAAGAAGAGUGACAAGGCAGAUGAAGAUGCCGAGACCAGCAUCAACGAAAAGCAGGAUCUCGUUACUUCACUGUACCACAACUCGACCUUCUCCAUGAUGUGGGAGAAACUGAGCGCCUGUCUCAGCGCUAUCCGUGAGCGGGAGAACAUGGUUAACGUAGCAACGAUCCUUCUGCCACUGAUAGAAUCGCUCAUGGUCGUCUGCAAGAAUACCGCUAUGAACGACGACUCACAGACUCAGAACCAGACAAGCAAGGAGAUGCUGCUAUCAAGCCCGCCCCCGGAGAAUCGCAUGGCCGGCCUCUUCUUCACCUUCACCGAGGACCACCGUCGCAUCCUCAAUGAGCUAGUCCGCAACAGUCCGAAGCUCAUGUCCGGAACGUUUUCGCUUCUGGUCAAGAAUCCAAAGGUUCUCGAGUUCGACAACAAACGCAAUUACUUCAACCGUAGUGUGCACAGCCGUUCCAGUAACAAUCAACGGCCGUCGUUCCCUGCGUUGCAGCUCUCAGUACGUCGCGAGCAUGUCUUCCACGACUCCUUCAAGUCGCUUUACUUCAAGACCGGCGACGAGAUGAAGUAUGGCAAGCUCAACAUUCGCUUCCACAACGAGGAGGGUGUCGACGCCGGAGGUGUAACCCGCGAGUGGUUCCAGGUCUUGUCCAGGCAAAUGUUCGAUGCCAACUAUGCACUCUUCAUUCCGGUCUCCUCUGACCGUACCACAUUCCACCCCAACAAGUUGAGUGGCAUUAAUGACGAGCAUCUCAUGUUCUUCAAGUUCAUUGGUCGCAUCAUCGGAAAGGCCUUGUAUGAGGGUCGGGUUCUCGACUGUUACUUCAGCCGCGCUGUGUACAAGCGUAUUCUCGGCAAGUCGGUAUCCGUCAAGGACAUGGAAUCUUUCGAUCCGGAUUACUACAAGUCUUUGGUGUGGAUGCUCGAUAAUGACAUCACGGACAUCAUCACAGAGACGUUCUCGGUGGAGGACGAUGAGUUUGGCGUGACUCGUACUGUUGACCUUUGCCCCGGCGGUCGUGACAUCGCCGUCACCGAGGAGAACAAGCAUGACUACGUGAGAUUGGUGGUGGAGCACAAGCUGCUGUCAUCUGUUAAGGAACAGAUGGAACACUUCUUGAAGGGAUUCCAUGAUAUCAUUCCCGCGGAUCUCAUCUCCAUUUUCAACGAGCAGGAGUUGGAACUUCUCAUCUCCGGCUUGCCCGACAUUGACGUUGACGACUGGAAGAGCAACACGGAAUACCACAAUUACACUCCGUCAUCACCGCAGAUCCAAUGGUUCUGGCGAGCGAUCCGUUCAUUCGACAAGGAGGAGCGCGCCAAGCUGCUGCAGUUCGUGACUGGAACCAGUAAGGUGCCUCUCAAUGGAUUCAAGGAGCUGGAGGGUAUGAAUGGUAUCAACCGCUUCAACAUCCAUCGAGACUAUGGCAACAAGGAGCGCCUUCCCAGCUCGCACACAUGCUUCAACCAACUUGAUCUCCCUGAAUACGAGAACUACGAAAUGCUUCGUCAACAACUCAUGAAGGCCAUCACAGCAGGAAGCGACUACUUCGGCUUUGCAUAA